UAGACAUACUAUAUAACAAUCCUCAAACCCUAUUAUUAACCCCUCCAAUCUAGUUUUCAUUCCUCAUCUCUCGCCGCAAGGGUUUAACAGCACACCUUUCUCCUCAGAUCUUUUACCUAAUAUUCAAGCAUGGGUAAGGAAAAGACUCACAUCAACAUUGUGGUCAUUGGUCAUGUCGACUCUGGCAAGUCGACCACUACUGGCCAUUUGAUUUACAAGCUUGGAGGUAUUGACAAGCGUGUUAUUGAGAGGUUUGAGAAGGAAGCUGCUGAGAUGAACAAGAGAUCGUUCAAGUAUGCCUGGGUGUUGGACAAACUGAAGGCCGAACGUGAGCGUGGUAUCACAAUUGAUAUUCCUCUGUGGAAGUUCGAGACCACCAAGUAUUACUGCACUGUGAUUGAUGCUCCUGGGCAUCGUGAUUUCAUCAAGAACAUGAUUACUGGUACUUCCCAGGCUGACUGUGCUGUUCUUAUUAUCGACUCCACUACUGGAGGUUUUGAAGCUGGUAUUUCUAAGGAUGGGCAGACCCGUGAACACGCCCUUCUUGCAUUUACCCUUGGUGUCAAGCAAAUGAUUUGCUGCUGUAACAAGAUGGAUGCCACCACGCCCAAGUACUCGAAAUCUAGGUACGAUGAAAUUGUGAAGGAAGUUUCUUCCUACCUCAAGAAGGUUGGCUACAACCCAGAAAAAAUUCCCUUCGUCCCCAUCUCUGGCUUUGAGGGUGACAACAUGAUUGAAAGAUCCACCAACCUCGACUGGUAAGGACCGACCCUUCUUGAGGCUCUCGAUCUGAUCCAAGAGCCUAAGAGGCCAUCUGACAAACCCCUUCGUCUUCCACUUCAGGAUGUCUACAAGAUUGGAGGUAUUGGAACUGUUCCAGUGGGUCGUGUUGAAACUGGCAUUAUAAAGCCUGGUAUGGUGGUAACCUUUGCUCCAUCUGGACUGACUACUGAAGUUAAGUCUGUGGAGAUGCACCACGAAGCUCUCCAAGAAGCUCUCCCUGGUGACAACGUGGGGUUCAACGUGAAGAAUGUUGCUGUGAAGGAUCUCAAGCGUGGUUAUGUUGCCUCAAAUUCCAAGGAUGAUCCUGCCAAGGAAGCUGCCAAUUUCACGUCCCAAGUUAUCAUCAUGAACCAUCCAGGACAGAUUGGAAAUGGUUAUGCACCUGUACUCGAUUGCCACACAUCUCACAUUGCUGUCAAAUUUGCCGAGAUUUUAACUAAGAUUGACAGGCGAUCUGGUAAAGAACUGGAGAAAGAGCCCAAGUUUUUGAAGAACGGAGAUGCUGGAUUUGUUAAGAUGAUUCCCACCAAGCCCAUGGUGGUAGAAACAUUCUCUGCGUAUCCCCCUCUUGGACGAUUUGCCGUGAGGGACAUGCGUCAAACUGUGGCUGUUGGUGUCAUCAAGGCCGUUGAGAAGAAGGAUGCAUCCGGCGCCAAGGUCACCAAGUCUGCAGCAAAGAAAUCAGGGAAGUAUUCAAGCAUGGGUAAGGAAAAGACUCACAUCAACAUUGUGGUCAUUGGUCAUGUCGACUCUGGCAAGUCGACCACUACUGGCCAUUUGAUUUACAAGCUUGGAGGUAUUGACAAGCGUGUUAUUGAGAGGUUUGAGAAGGAAGCUGCUGAGAUGAACAAGAGAUCGUUCAAGUAUGCCUGGGUGUUGGACAAACUUAAGGCCGAACGUGAGCGUGGUAUCACAAUUGAUAUUGCUCUGUGGAAGUUCGAGACCACCAAGUAUUACUGCACUGUGAUUGAUGCCCCUGGGCAUCGUGAUUUCAUCAAGAACAUGAUUACUGGUACUUCCCAGGCUGACUGUGCUGUUCUUAUUAUCGACUCCACUACUGGAGGUUUUGAAGCUGGUAUUUCUAAGGAUGGGCAGACCCGUGAACACGCCCUUCUUGCCUUUACCCUUGGUGUCAAGCAAAUGAUUUGCUGCUGUAACAAGAUGGAUGCCACCACGCCCAAGUACUCGAAAUCUAGGUACGAUGAAAUUGUGAAGGAAGUUUCUUCCUACCUCAAGAAGGUUGGCUACAACCCAGAAAAAAUUCCCUUCGUCCCCAUCUCUGGCUUUGAGGGUGACAACAUGAUUGAAAGAUCCACCAACCUCGACUGGUACAAGGGACCGACCCUUCUUGAGGCUCUCGAUCUGAUCCAAGAGCCUAAGAGGCCAUCUGACAAACCCCUUCGUCUUCCACUUCAGGAUGUCUACAAGAUUGGAGGUAUUGGAACUGUUCCAGUGGGUCGUGUUGAAACUGGCAUUAUAAAGCCUGGUAUGGUGGUAACCUUUGCUCCAUCUGGACUGACUACUGAAGUUAAGUCUGUGGAGAUGCACCACGAAGCUCUCCAAGAAGCUCUCCCUGGUGACAACGUGGGGUUCAACGUGAAGAAUGUUGCUGUGAAGGAUCUCAAGCGUGGUUAUGUUGCCUCAAAUUCCAAGGAUGAUCCUGCCAAGGAAGCUGCCAAUUUCACGUCCCAAGUUAUCAUCAUGAACCAUCCAGGACAGAUUGGAAAUGGUUAUGCACCUGUACUCGAUUGCCACACAUCUCACAUUGCUGUCAAAUUUGCCGAGAUUUUAACUAAGAUUGACAGGCGAUCUGGUAAAGAACUGGAGAAAGAGCCCAAGUUUUUGAAGAACGGAGAUGCUGGAUUUGUUAAGAUGAUUCCCACCAAGCCUAUGGUGGUGGAAACAUUCUCUGCGUAUCCCCCUCUUGGACGAUUUGCCGUGAGGGACAUGCGUCAAACCGUGGCUGUUGGUGUCAUCAAGGCCGUUGAGAAGAAGGAUGCAUCGGGCGCCAAGGUCACCAAGUCUGCAGCAAAGAAAUCAGGGAAGUGAAUGGUACGAGUAGCCGUUGGCUGUGGUGAAGUUUGUCAGAAUGAUGAGUGGGUUCUUAUUAAAUUACUAUCUGGUUGGGGUUUGUUUUGUCUCUGUUUCGUUGGUUGCGUCUUUAAGUUUCCUCCAUCGUCGUUAAGCAGAUUCUCUCAGAAUUGGGUGCUUGAUCGGCGGUGGCAAGUCCUUCCUAAUUAAGGUUAUAUGUUCUAUGCUCGUUUUACUUCAAACUACUUUUUUCUGGUAUUGAUCUUUGUUUCUGUUUCUUAUAUACGUUGUUUUGUUUGAGUAUAUUGUCAAGGCCCCCCUUUGUGACCA
Molecule: messenger RNA, 3144 nt
Organism: Cucumis sativus (cucumber)
Lineage: Eukaryota; Viridiplantae; Streptophyta; Magnoliopsida; Cucurbitales; Cucurbitaceae
Biological process (GO): translation; translational elongation
Molecular function (GO): GTP binding; translation elongation factor activity; GTPase activity
Source: RefSeq, a predicted model, not a curated record